Molecule: messenger RNA, 6859 nt
Organism: Callorhinchus milii (elephant shark)
Lineage: Eukaryota; Metazoa; Chordata; Chondrichthyes; Chimaeriformes; Callorhinchidae
Gene: arid2
Product: AT rich interactive domain 2 (ARID, RFX-like)
Exons: 21
Coding region: 89-5527 (1812 amino acids)
Biological process (GO): regulation of DNA-templated transcription
Cellular component (GO): SWI/SNF superfamily-type complex
Molecular function (GO): DNA binding
Source: RefSeq, a predicted model, not a curated record
UAUCGGGUUUUGUUUUUUUAAAACGAAAACAUAAAAGACGCACGAAAAAACAGCAAAUAACAAGGGACGGUGGAGAGGGCGAAGGAGGAUGAAAAAGUCGAGCCAUUGGACGGCGAAGCGGCAGCAGCAACAGCAGCAGCAGCCCUCAGAGCCGAGGAGGAAACGGCAGGCGUUCGUGGAGGAGCUGCGGCAGUUUCACCAGCAUCGAGGAUCGCCUUUCCACAGGCUGCCGGUGGUGGCCGGCCGGGAGCUGGACUUGCUCGCUCUCUACACCAGGGUGACCGGUCUGGGCGGCUUCGCCAAGGUAACCGACAAGAACAAAUGGCCACAAAUGACCGAAGAGUUCAACUUUCCCAAGGGUUGCCCCAAUGCAGAGUUUGCCUUAAAACAGUAUUACCUACGUUACCUUGAAGUCUAUGAAAAGGUACAUCAUUUUGGGGAGGAUGAUGAUGAACCUGGUCCAGGUUUACGGGUCCCAGUUCCUGUUGGUGGCGUACCUUCAUCAUACAAUUACCAGCAACACUUUUUGUCAGAAUAUAUUCGGCAAAGCUAUGGACUUCAUACAGACUUUGUCACACUUAGUGACUAUGAUAAACUGGUGCUUUCUCUUACGUCUGGACUCCCAAAUGAAGUGGAUUUUGCAAUUAAUGUUUGCACUCUCCUCUCAAAUGAGAGUAAGCAUGUCCUGCAACUUGAAAAAGAUCCCAGAAUCAUCACGAUACUACUUGCUCAUGCUGGCGUGUUUGAUGAUACUUUGGGAACGCUUUCUUCUGUAUUUGGAACAGAAUGGAAAGAAAAAACAGGCAGGGAUUUUAUGAAGUUCUGGAGAGACAAUGUAGAAGAUAAUGAAAUACGAGAGCUCCUUAUUGAUAGGACCAAUGGAUCACAAGGUACAAGUAUGAAAAUUGAGUGGGAGCCCGCUUUAUUUCACCGAUCUCGUACGCUGGGCAUCAAUGAUGUUGAAGGUCAGCGAGUGCUUCAGAUAGCGGUAAUCCUUCGCAAUCUGUCUUGCGAGGAAAGAAACGUGAAGUUACUGGCAGCUCACCGCACAUGUCUCCGUUUCUUAUUGCUGUGUUCCCAUUGUCAAUAUGCCUCUCUGAAGCAACUGGGACUGGACACUUUGGGAAAUGUAGCUGCAGAGCUUCAGUUAGAUCCUAUUGAUUUUAAAAGCACUCACCUAAUAUUUCACACUAUAACAAAGUGUCUACUUUGCCAGGACAAGUGUUUGAAGAUGAAAGGUAUGGAGAUCCUCGGAAACUUGUGUAAAGUCGAAGAUAACGCAGACUUGAUAUGUGAAUUUGUUGAUCAAGAGUCCUACAGGGAGACAAUAUGCCAUCUAAGUUUACCUGAUAUGCUGCUGGUAAUCUCUACAUUAGAGAUGCUAUACAUGCUGACAGAACUAGGUGAAAUACCUUGCACAAAGAUAGUUAAUGUGGAAAAAAGUUUAGAUACACUAGUGUGUCUUGUUUCAGUGGAUAUCCAGUCAUUUGGUUCUGACACAAUUACAACAGUGAAAUUAAUUGAAUAUCAAACUUCAAACCACCAAUUAGUCACGGAUGUCAGACCCCAGGCGAUGGAGCAUGCUCACCAAGCGCAGACCCAAGUCACACCAGUUCCAGGUAUGUUUAUGGCAAAUAGAGUUGGUCCUGUGAUGGUAACGACCCCGAGUAUAGAAGCUGACAGUGAAAAGUUUGGUUGCCAGUGGUUAAAUUCACAUUUGGAGACCACUUUAGAUGGCUCAAUGUCACGUGUGGAUCUAUACUCUGAAUACCUUUCUGUAUGCAGUAAAUCGUCACAUAGUGGGAUAUUAACAUCAGCAGGAUUUAACAAAUGUCUCAGGACUGUAUUUCCAACCCAUACAAUAAAGCGAGUGGAAGAUCCUAAUAAUAAUGGGCAAGCACAGAUACAUAUAGUAGGGAUCCAAAGAAGGGCUACACCACUUUCCAUGCAGAUGCACUACCAGCUGUCACAGAAUCUUCACUCCGCUACUCCAGAGAUAGCUCUCAGUCCACCUCCUUCAGUGCCGACCGUGAUAAACCACUUUCAAAGGAUGCCGAUUGCUAGCGUUUCCACAGGCCAGCCAGGAACUCCAACCGUCUACACACUUCAGCAAAAUGUUCCAAUUCAGAACAUUAUCAGGGUGACACAAGACCAAACUGGCGUGCUGCAACCCCAUCAAAACACUGCAGUGACAUUUAGCAGAGCUCUAGUCAGUGGAGAUGUGAUGAAGGGUACAGUUUUCCAAUCUCCACAUUUCAACUCUCAUUCUGCAGUUGCUGUUGCAUGUUCCAGCAUUCCACAAGGGGUAGUGAUUCAAAACCAUACAACUACAGCACCAUCAUCUUCAGUUACAGUGACUGCUUCCCAGCAAGCCCUUCACCAUCAAGUCUUUCAACAGCAGCUUUCCAGUCCUGAGCCCUCAGUACAAACUGUAUCUUCUAACCAGGUCAAUGUGUGCACCUCUGUAUCAACAGGUGUUACUGUAAUUCACCAGGCUAUGCCUCACAGUCAAGUAACAACUAGCAGAAUUCAAAGUAUACCAGCCAAUACUGUGACUUUUUCCCAAGGAGGUUUAUUAUCAGGUCCAACAUCUCAACCUGUGCAGACGUCACUUCACCAGCCAAUAAUGAAUAACCAGCAAGACACCAUUCUCUUCACACCACAGCAUUCUUCCUCAACGUCUAGCUCUGCUGUUGCAACUGGCACUGCAGUGCAAAACUUCCAAGUCUCAGCAGGUCAGCUAGUUACAAUUGCUGGUGUUCAGAGUCCUCCAGGUCCGAGGAUGAGUUACCAAAAUAUAGCACCAAAACCAGCGGGAAUGCCUCAUCAACAAGUCCAGUCUACCAUAGUACAACAACCCCAGCAAAGUGUUCAUGUCAUUGUUAGCCAGCCAGCUCAGCAGGGGCAAGGUUUUGCCCCUGCGAUUCAUCAGAUAUUGUUAGCAAACCCUACUGCUAUUCAGGCUGGUCAAACUAUUCAUUUGACUGGACAGGCAAAUGUUACCCCAUCUUCUUCACCAUCCCCAGUACCUGUCAAUAGUGCCCAGGUGCAACUAGGUAUGGUGGCUCAAUCUUCCGCGCCACAAAUACAGGGGCCUAAAACUGUGAGUAUGAUGCUUUCUGUAAAACGACAGCAACAGCAACAUCGCCCUCAACAGCAGCUUCAGGUGCAGCUUCAAACACAGCAUGCAGUUGCUGGAUCCAAUCAGCCUCCCCCUAGUGAGUCCAGUUUAAUAAAACAAUUGCUGCUUCCAAAACGAGGUCCUCCGACUCCAGGCGGCAAGUUGAUAUUGCCUGCCCCUCAGAUGCCGCCACCCUCUAAUACCAGAGCUCCUAGUCCUCAGAUAGUUUACCAAGUGACUCACAAUCCAGCAACAAAUUUUGGAGUUCAAGGCCAACCACAGCAAAUGAUAGUUGGCCAGCAAAACGUGCAACUUGUCCAAGCUUCUAUUCACUCACCGGGUUCUGUACAGGCUGUACCCAUUCCUCAUAUGCAGAUUUUACCAGGCCAGUUGAUCUCGACCAGUAACGCUUCUCUUCUCCAGGGAACAACUGGCAACCAAGUAACUAUUACAGUUGUGCCAAAUACCACCUUUGCCACUGCAACAGGGACUCAUGGUAAUGGAGCUCAGAUCAUUGCCCCUGCAGCGAUUGCUGUUAGUGGAUCACAAACAGGAGUUGGCCUACAAGUGCAAACCCCACCAUCUAUCUUGGCAACACAGCCUGGACUGGUGCAAAGCCCAGAACCUGUCACCACAUUUACAGGUGAUAAAAUUAUUUGUCAAAAGGAGGAAGAGGCAAAGGAUGCAACAGGGUUACAUGUACACGAACGGAAAAUUGAAAUUAUGGAGAAUCCUUGCUGUGCAGAAGGAACUUCUGGUGCCACCAAUGGUGAUUCAAAGGAAAGUAAAGUGCAGGCAACAACGCUUUUAAAUGGAAACAAAUAUGACAAUUCAUGUGUACCUCCACCUACCUCAGGGAUUACUCAGUCUGAGCCCAUUCAGUGUACACUGGCCUCAAAUGGACCAUUAACAGGAGUAUGUCAAAAUGUAAUCAAUGGGAAGCUGAAUAUAGAGCAUACAGGGAUGCAGGAAUCAAAAAAGGAUAUUUUGAAGAUACACAUGAUUAAUGGGAUCUGUGAUUUUGAUAAAGGAGAUGGUUCACACUUAAGCAGAAACAUUCCAAAUCCUAAGGCUUCCAACCAUGUGGAAAAUGGUGAAAUACUUGCACAGGAACAAUGCAGCAAAAUAGACUCCAAACAGCAAAGUACUGCCAAAAGUGGUCAGUUGGCCAAAAUGCCUCAUGGAUCUGUUUCAAUAGGAAAUUCUAGUACUACAUGUGCAGUGGUUUCAAGCUCUGUUGACCAUCAUAAGAGUCCAACAAACUCAGGACAAUCCAAUGGACCAAUAACAGCUAGCAUAAAUUCAGUUGUGCCUCAACAAUGUUCAAGUGUAGAUGUAUCUGUGCAAUCUUCAAUUUCUAGUAACUCUCCGCAGUUGCAUUACUCUACUGUUCCGCAUCAAUCUGGGCAUGUAUCUCUUCAUUCGGUACAGCUUUCUCAGACACCAACAACUAAUGGUUCAGUGGAUUGUCAACCAUUAAAAAGGUCAGCUGAGGGUAAUGAUAAUAUAUCAGGAAUUCCAAAUAAAGUAGGAGUAAGGAUUGUUACCGUCAGUGACCCUAACAAAGCUGGCUGCAGUUCAACAAUGAUGGCUGUGCCAGCAGGAGCUGAUGCAAGCACUGUAGCCAAAGUAGCAAUGGAAACUAUAACACCGCAAAAACAGCAUCCUCCUGUUCUUCCACAGGGCAUAGUUAAUCAGUCUAGUCCUUUAUCAACAUCACCAGCAGUGGGCCCGCAGAUCAGCUCUCAACCUCAACACCCAGUUCCAUCAACUCAUCAUGAAGCGCCACCAAGAAAAGCAGGGCAGAACUUCAUGUGCUUGUGGCAAGCCUGCAAAAGAUGGUUUGAUUCUCCAUCUCAGGUGUACUAUCAUGCAGCAACUGAGCAUGGAGGGAAAGAUAUCUACCCAGGGGUAUGUAUGUGGGAGGGCUGUGAACAAUUCCCACGACAGAGGCUCUCCUUCAUCACUCACCUGCAGGAUAAGCACUGCACACGAGAAACUCUCCUAGCAGCACUGAAGCAGCUUGAAGACCAAGCACAAACUGGAAACCAGCAAACUUCUAAUAAACACACAGCUGCCAUAUCCACUCCUAAAUUGCCGAAGAGUAUUGUGAGUCAAGCAGGUGCAGCGCUAGUGGCAUUGCGGAGAGGAUCACGAAACCUUGCAUUUAGAGAUUAUGUGGAUGAAAAGGAGGGGCCAAUAACAAAACACAUUCGACUGACAGCUGCCUUAAUUUUAAAAAAUGUUGCUAAAUAUUCAGAUCGUGGUCGCAGGUUAUUGAAAAGGCACGAAAGCCAUUUGUCUCUACUAGCUUUUAGCAACAUGGAGGCUUCCAGCACAAUUGCCAAAUGCCUUUUUGAGCUUGUUCAUCCAGACCUAUGGCAACAACCAGAUAAUACAUUGUGAAAUGAUGCAUUGAGAUCUCAUGUUCAUGUGGCCAGUGUAAACUAUUCUAUCUUAGGAUGUGCACCAUUUCUGAGAAAAAAAAGCAACAAGUCUUAAUGAGAAAAGAACAUUGUGAAUGAAGUUUUUCUCUUUUUCUUGAUGCAUAAAAGAAACUUUGCAUUGUGAUCACAAGCUGAACCCCACUGUUGACCAGCUUUUAAUAGACCCAACUGUGUGAUCAGAUUUUUUUAAAUAGAAAGUUUGAAAUAUUAAAUAUUGAGACCACACGGUUAGAAUAAAAGCAUUAAAUAUUUUUACCCUGUACCCCAUAUGAGCACAUUUUUAUAUUUCAGAAUUAGUGACAGAUAGGUUUAAUAAAACAAAAAACAAUUGAUACUAGCUGUAAAACCUCCCAUUUGAGGCAGCAAUUUACUUCUAGUGAUGAUGUACUUUUUUGUUUAGAGAUCAAUAGCUUGUUUUUCAUAUUUGAGCCAAUAUAUUUUCACUUAUUUAUUAUCAUAAAUUUACCAGUAUGAUCUAUCAACUGUUGUAUAUAUUUGUGAAUAAAAUAAACCAACUUUCAUACCACUGCAAUCACUGGAAACCCAACUUGUGGUGUCAUAUGAGCAUUAUUGUUAGGAUCCAGGACUUUUUUGUUUCUAGUAUUUCCUGUCAAUUGUAAGUAAUUGUGAUAUAUUCUCUGCAGUGGAUGAAUGUUCUUUAAGUCUCUGUAAAUAAUUCUGCAAAGGUACUGAUGCUGUAAAGUCAAAAACAGUUUUGUUGAACUGAUUUUUUUUGUAUAAUACACCUUGUAGAACUCAUUUGCUGGUUGAAAGAGUAUGGAAUAAUAUAUCUCAUGUCAUUUUGUAGAAGAAAACUGUUGAAGGUUAUUUUGGUUUACUCUAACUCGGAUCCACUGAAAGACAUCACUUAGUACAAGCUUGUACAGGAUUUUUUUUUGUAUUUGUAAAUUGGUUUAAAUACAAGGACUUUUAUACAGUUUUUUCCCAGUUAUAUUUACAUUAGGUGCAGGUAUGGUAUUUUCACUACUCAUUACUUGUGUUUUCAAUGCAAUUAUAGUGCAGUAUUUUAGUGUUUGUUCUUCCGUUCUUUAUCCCAUGCCACAUUCCUGUUCAGAACCAGUCAUGUCUCCAGGUUGUUUCCUGAACGGUGUGUUAUGUGAUCUUCCAUUACUGCGUAUUCCUGCUGUGUUGACAUUCAAAGGAGAACUCUCUCCUUUUCCAUUUCCUUCUGUCUGUAGAAUGUGCAGUAAAAACAUACAACAGUUUUACAUUAGAAUAACUUUAAUUACUUUGGUGACUGUUUAUAGUUUUAAAUAAAUAAAAGACUGGA